AUGGCCAAGUCAUGGCUGUCGCCGCCAUUGAUUAUGCUCCUCGGAGCCUUCUUCCUCUUCUCCACCAGUGUCAUUGCCGGUGCGGCUGUGCUCGGCGUCGAUUUGGGAACAGAGUACAUCAAAGCCGCGCUCGUCAAGCCAGGAAUCCCUCUCGAAAUCGUCCUCACAAAGGAUUCGCGGCGGAAAGAAACGUCGGCCGUCGCCUUCAAGCCCUCCAAGGGCGGUCCUAAAGCGGGUCAGUACCCCGAGCGCUUGUAUGGCGCAGAUGCCAUGGCGAUUGCGGCACGGUUUCCCGAUGAAGUCUACCCGAACCUCAAGACGCUCCUCGGCCUCCCCGUCGGCGACGCCUCUGUUCAAGAAUACGCUGCCCGCCACCCUGCGCUGCGGUUACAGGCGCAUGCGGUUCGCGGCUCCGCCGCCUUCAAGACUAGCACCUUGACCCCGGACCAAGAUGCCUGGAUGGUCGAGGAGCUGCUGGCCAUGGAGCUUCAGAGCGUGCAGAAGAAUGCCGAGGCUGCUGCCGGUGACGGCACCUCGGUGCGAUCUAUUGUCCUCACCGUCCCGCCCUUCUACACCAUUGAAGAGAAGCGAGCAGUGCAGCUGGCAGCCGACUUGGCUGGUCUCAAGGUUCUGAGCCUGCUCAGCGACGGUCUGGCCGUUGGCUUGAACUACGCCACCAGCCGACAGUUCCCCAACAUCAAUCAGGGCGAAAGGCCCGAGCACCAUCUCGUCUUCGACAUGGGUGCUGGUUCGGCAAGCGCCUCGGUCCUGCGGUUUCAGAGCCGUACCGUCAAGGACGUUGGAAAGCUCAACAAGACGGUUCAGGAGGUACAGGUGCUUGGCAGUGGCUGGGAUAGGACUCUGGGGGGCGAUUCUCUCAACUACCUGAUCAUGGACGACAUGGUCUCGCAGUUUGUAGAGUCCAAGGGAGCCAAGAAGAUGUCAGCCACCGCCAAGGACGUCAAGGCCCACGGCCGAGCCAUGGCGACGAUCGCCAAGGAAGCCGAGCGGCUGCGGCACGUCCUGAGCGCCAACCAGAACACCCAGGCUAGCUUCGAGGGGCUCUACCAGGACGUUGACUUCAAGUACAAGGUUACGCGAGCCGACUUCGAGGCCAUGGCCGAGACCCACGCCGCGCGAAUCGGCGCCGUCAUCAACGAAGCGGUCAAGGCGUCUGGUCUGGGGCUCAGCGACCUCACUUCUAUAAUCCUGCACGGCGGAGCCACUCGGACGCCGUUUGUGCACAAAGCCCUCGAGAAGGCCGCGGGCUCUGCCGACAAGAUUCGAUCCAACGUAAACGCUGACGAGGCCGCCGUCUUUGGCGCCGGCUUCCGGGCCGCCGACCUCAGCCCCAGCUUCCGCGUCAAAGAGAUUCGAAUCUCCGAGGGGCCCAUGUACGCCUCGGGCUUGAAGCGGGACAACGCCAAGAAGCCGCAGCGACAGCGCCUCUGGACCGCCAACUCUCAUCUCGGCGGCGCUCCCAAGGAGCUGACGUUCCACGACACCAAGGACUUUGCUCUCACCUUCUACCAGCAAGUCGGCUCCCAGGACAGGGAGACGGCCUCUUUGCUGACCAAGAAUCUCACCGCAACCGUGGCAGCCAUGAAGGAAAAGUACCCGUCCUGCGUCGAUUCCGGCAUCGUCCUCAAGCUCGGGGUGAGGCUGAGUGCCGAAAAUGGAGAAGUCCAAGUGCCGAGGGCGGCAGUCGAGUGCGAGGCCGAGGUGACGGUCAAGGAGCGGUUCGUGGAUGGGGUCAAGAACCUGUUUGGCUUCGGCAGCAAGAAGGAUCAGCAGCAGCAGCAGCCCCUCAACGGCGACAAGGCAAAGGUCGAGCCGGCCAAGCGCCAAGGGUCCGAGGAGGCCGUCAAGCGAGACAGCAACAAGGCAGCCACGGCAAGCGCCUCUUCCGCGCCCAACGACAAAUCCGGCGCCUCUUCCGGCUCCUCCACCGAGGAGGGGGAUGAGGAGGAAGGGAACGAGGAGGGGGAGGAGAAGGAGGUCAAGAAGAAGCAAAUCGUCGAGAUGCCGGUGGAGAUCACCUUGGACAAGGCCGGCGUGCCCAAGCUCUCCAAGGCCGAGCUGACCAAGGUCAAGGAUCGGCUCCAGGCGUUCGCUUCGUCCGACAAGGCCAGGCUGCAGCGCGAGGAGGCCCUCAACCAACUAGAGGGAUACACGUACAAGGUGCGGGAUCUCCUCGAGGGAGACGCCUUCAUCGCCGCGUCCACGGAAAAGGAGCGCACCACGCUGGCCGCAAAAGCCAGCGAGACCAGCGACUGGCUCUACGAAGAGGGCUCCGACGCCACCACCGAGGUCCUCCGAGCGAAGCUCAAGGCCCUCCAGGACAUCGUCAACCCCGUCCAGAGCAGGAUCGAGGAGGCGCAAGCCCGUCCCGCCAAGCUCGCCUCCCUGCGGGAAGUGCUCGAGCGCACGGGCGACUACAUUGACAGCAUGCACAAGCAAAUAGCAGAGUACGAGCAGUGGCAAGCCACCGCCCCCGCCGCCGGCCCGGACGCAACCCCGCCGGCGCCGUCUGCCGCGGCAGAAUUGCCCGACGACGCGAACCGUCCAAAGGACGACGCCAGCAGCACCAAGGACGAAGUCGAGGCUGAGGCCGACGCCGACGCCGACGCCGACGCUGAGGCCGAGGCCAGCAGCCCCGUGCCCCCGCCCCCCCUGUUCUCAGAGGAAGAGCUCGCGGAGCUGGAAUCCCUCCGCAAGACGACACAAGACUGGCUGCAGGAAAUGGAGCCCAAGCAGAACAAGCUCUCCAAGACGGACGACCCCGUCCUCCUCGUCAAGGACAUCUCGGACAAGAUCCGCAAGCUCGACCAGGUCAGCAUGGACAUGGCCCUCCGGGCCGUGCGCAACAUGGACAGCAAGACCAAGCGGGCAGCCAGAAAGCUGGCCAAGGCCAAGGGCCAGGACGGCGACGAGCCCGUCCGGGGCGACCGCUUCUCGCCAGAGCAGUUUGAGCAGCUGCUGAAAAAGUUCAAGACCAUGGACAAGGACAAGGACAAGUUCAAGGACAAGUUUAAGGACAAGUUCAAGGACAAGUUCAAGGAUAAGACCAUGGACAAGGACAAGGACAAGUUCAAGGACAAGUUCAAGGAUAAGACCAUGGACAAGGACAAGGACAAGUUCAAGGAUAAGACCAAGGACAAGGCCAGGGACAAGGCCAAGGACACGGCCAAGGACACGGCCAAGGACACGGCCAAGGACAAGACCAAGGACAAGCCCAAGGACAAGACCAAGGACAGGGCCAGGGACAGGGCCAGGGCUAGGAACAAGGCCAAGGAAAAGACCAAGGACCAGGGCAAGGGCAAGGACAAGGCCAAGCAGGGUCAGGAGGACGCGGCCGAGAAGCCCAAAAGCCAUGACGAGCUGUGA
This is a messenger RNA of Ustilaginoidea virens, 3387 nucleotides long. RefSeq lists its product as uncharacterized. Gene Ontology annotation, biological process: cellular response to hypoxia; endoplasmic reticulum unfolded protein response; negative regulation of hypoxia-induced intrinsic apoptotic signaling pathway. Bases 1 to 3387 code for a protein of 1128 amino acids. The transcript has a single exon. Gene Ontology annotation, molecular function: ATP-dependent protein folding chaperone; ATP binding. Lineage: Eukaryota; Fungi; Ascomycota; Sordariomycetes; Hypocreales; Clavicipitaceae. The record is from RefSeq and is a predicted model, not a curated record. Gene Ontology annotation, cellular component: endoplasmic reticulum chaperone complex.